Gavia stellata (red-throated loon) is the source of this 768-nucleotide messenger RNA. It is a transcript of the gene TNNI2, whose product is annotated as troponin I2, fast skeletal type. The coding region runs from base 1 to 768 and encodes 255 amino acids. The record is from RefSeq and is a predicted model, not a curated record. Gene Ontology annotation, cellular component: troponin complex. The transcript has 7 exons. Lineage: Eukaryota; Metazoa; Chordata; Aves; Gaviiformes; Gaviidae. Gene Ontology annotation, biological process: muscle contraction.
AUGGUCAAGCACAGCAUAAGGCUGCUGGCAGCCUACGAGUUCAUGGGGGCACGGUACCCGCUGAACAUCCAGGAGUGUCAUCAGGACCUGCUGGUGGGUUUGGAGAUGUCCCUGCAGCAUGGGGGCAUCAACAUCACGGAGCGCUCAGAAAGACAUCCCACAGCUCCCAAGUGCCCAGGGGCAUUAGGGCGGUUGAGUGCAAAGCAAAACACAUGUCUGAGUGAAGAGGAAAAAAAGAGGAGGGCAGCCACUGCCCGUCGGCAGCACCUGAAGAGCGCUAUGCUCCAGCUCGCUGCCACCGAAAUAGAAAGAGAAGCAGCUGCUAAAGAAGUGGAAAAGCAAAACUACCUGGCAGAGCAUUGCCCUCCUCUGUCGCUCCCAGGAUCCAUGCAGGAACUUCAGGAGCUGUGCAAAAAGCUUCAUGCCAAGAUAGAGUCAGUGGAUGAGGAGAGGUAUGACACAGAGGUGAAGCUACAGAAGACUAACAAGGAGCUGGAAGACUUGAGCCAGAAGCUCUUUGACCUGCGGGGCAAGUUCAAGAGGCCACCCCUGCGCAGGGUGCGCAUGUCCGCCGAUGCGAUGCUGAGGGCCCUGCUGGGCUCCAAGCACAAGGUCUGCAUGGACCUCCGAGCCAACCUGAAGCAAGUCAAGAAGGAGGACACUGAGAAGGAGAAGGACCUCCGCGACGUCGGUGACUGGAGGAAGAACAUCGAGGAGAAGUCUGGCAUGGAGGGCAGGAAGAAGAUGUUUGAGGCUGGCGAGUCCUAA